AUGGCUCAGGCGAUCGCAAUCUGCAUGGCCAUCCUCUUCGUAAUCUACUCCACGGUGGGCUGCUUCGGCUACCUGACCUACGGUGCAUCCGUGCGGCCCGAUAUCAUGUUGAUGUUCGACGCCACACAGGCUUGGGUGCUCAUCGGCCUGCUGGCGCUCAUAUUGAAGAUGGCCGUCUCCUACCCGCUGCUGGCGCUUUGUGCAAGGGAUGCAAUCGAAGAGCUGUACCUGGAGCUACGCGGAGGUCCACCCGAAGACCGGAACGAAGUGCACGCCCGCAUGAUGAAGCUCAGUCUCGCCUGGUUCGCCAGCACCGUGGGUGUCGCCAUAUUGCCUUUGGACAUCGGUGUGGCCAUCAAGUGCCUUGGAUGCCUGUCCGCGCUCAACGUAUUUCUGUUUCCCGGCCCUGUGCCUGCUCUGACGACAGACCUCGCCCUGUUUCUGCUUUUAGGCAUGUGCCUCCUGGGCUACACCCAGCUGAAGGAUUCCUCGACCACCUACCGGCACUGCCUCAUGCUUGUCGGCGCCCUCAUGGUGAUUGUGGGGGCCGUCAUAUUCGUCGGGGUUUUGCUGCAUGUCCUGCUCGUCGAUCUCGUCUCCCGACACGCCAACCACCUCUGCUCCUGA
Rhipicephalus sanguineus (brown dog tick) is the source of this 627-nucleotide messenger RNA. Its product is annotated as putative sodium-coupled neutral amino acid transporter 7. Gene Ontology annotation, biological process: amino acid transmembrane transport. NCBI's taxonomy places the organism in Eukaryota, Metazoa, Arthropoda, Arachnida, Ixodida, Ixodidae. Gene Ontology annotation, molecular function: amino acid transmembrane transporter activity. The record is from RefSeq and is a predicted model, not a curated record. Bases 1 to 627 code for a protein of 208 amino acids. The transcript has 3 exons.